This is a messenger RNA of Lemur catta (Ring-tailed lemur), 3743 nucleotides long. RefSeq names its product pseudouridine synthase 10 (gene PUS10). The transcript is spliced from 19 exons. Gene Ontology annotation, molecular function: pseudouridine synthase activity; RNA binding. The coding region runs from base 240 to 1829 and encodes 529 amino acids. Gene Ontology annotation, biological process: tRNA pseudouridine synthesis. The record is from RefSeq and is a predicted model, not a curated record. Lineage: Eukaryota; Metazoa; Chordata; Mammalia; Primates; Lemuridae.
CUUCUCCGGGACUUGAUCGGUCAGGAGGGGAGUAAACCCCUCCACACUCCUACACUCGCAGCAUCUUGCUCUGUUGCCCAGGCUGGAGUUCAGUGGCUACCAUCAUAGGCUGCAGCUUGGGACUCCUGGCCUCAAGUGAUCCUCCCACCUCAGCCUCCCAAAGCACUGGGAUUAGAGGCAAGAGCCACCUGGCCCAGCCAAGAUUUAUUUUUGCCAAACAUAGAUUAUAAUUAUUCAAUAUGUUUCCACUGACCGAAGAAAACAAGCAUGUGGCCCGGUUGUUGCUCAAUACUGGUACCUGUCCAAGAUGUAUCUUCAGAUUCUGUGGUGUGGAUUCCCAUGCACCUUACAGACUUCCAUAUGAGGAGUUGCUCAAUGAACUACAGAAAUUUCUGGAAACUGAAAAAGAUGAAUUAAUUUUGGAAGUUCUGAACCCACCUCCCAAGAAAAUUCGACUACAAGAACUGGAAGAUAGAAUUGAUAAUGUGAAUCAAAAUGGAGAGGGAAGGCUCUCUGUUAUUGAAGAUGGAAGCAUUGCUUCCAGGAGCUCAAUUUUAAAUGUUUGUAAUGUAUGCCUAGGAAUUCUUCAAGAAUUCUGUGAAAAAGAUUUUAUUAAAAAGGUGUGCCAAAAGGUUGAGGCCUCUGGGUUUGAAUUCACCAACUUGGUGUUUUCAGUCUCCUUCCCACCACAGUUGUCGGUAAGAGAGCAUGCUGCCUGGUUGCUGGUAAAACAGGAAAUGGGAAAGCAGAGUCUGUCGCUGGGAAGAAAUGAUAUAGUUCAGCUAAAAGAAGCCUACAAAUGGAUAACUCACCCCCUGUUUUCAGAGGAACUGGGUGUUCCCAUUGAUGGAAAGAGCUUGUUUGAAGUGAGUGUGGUCUUUGCUCACCCAGAAACAGUUGAGGAUUGCCACUUCCUAGGUACGAUAUGCGCAGAUUGUUUCAAGCCAGCCAAAAACAAACAGUCGGUAUUCACUAGAAUGGCAGUUAUGAAAGCUUUGAAUAAGAUAAAAGAAGAGGAUUUCUGCAAGCAGUUUCCUUGUCCUCCAAACUCACCAAAGGCUGUAUGCACUGUUCUUGAAAUUGAAUGCGCUCAUGGUGCUGUUUUUGUGGCUGGGAGAUAUAAUAAAUACUCCAGAAAUCUACCACAAACUCCUUGGAUAAUUGAUGGAGAAAGGAAGCUGGAAUCUUCAGUGGAAGAAUUGAUUUCAGAUCAUCUGUUGACAGUAUUCAAAGCAGAGAGUUUUAAUUUUUCAUCCUCUGGAAGAGAAGAUGUAGAUGUGAGAACAUUAGGAAAUGGAAGGCCCUUUGCAAUUGAGCUGGUGAAUCCUCAUAGAGUACAUUUCACUUCACAAGAAAUUAAGGAACUUCAGCAGAAAAUUAAUAAGUCAUCUAACAAAAUCCAAGUACGUGACUUGCAGCUGGUCACAAGAGAGGCAAUAGGACAUAUGAAAGAAGGUGAAGAAGAAAAGACCAAGACCUAUAGUGCCUUAAUAUGGACAAAUAAAGCAAUACAGAAGAAAGACAUUGAAUUCCUAAAUGAUAUAAAGGACUUAAAGAUUGACCAAAAAACUCCUCUACGAGUCCUUCACCGCAGGCCCUUGGCUGUGAGAACUCGCGUCAUUCACUUCAUGGAGACACACUAUGUGGACGCGCAUCAUUUUCGCCUCUAUCUGAAAACUCAAGCUGGGACCUACAUUAAAGAGUUUGUACAUGGAGACUUUGGGAGAACCAAGCCGAACAUUGGCUCGCUGAUGAAUGUGACUGCAGACAUUCUUGAGCUGGAUGUUGAGUCUGUUGAUGUUGACUGGCCACCUGCUCUGGAUGACUAGCUUCCAAAUUUGGAGGCAAAGAGCAGGGUUUUCCUGGCAUGAUGUGGAUAUCCACGGAGCACACACUGUAAACUGGCUGUUUACCCACCAAACGGUGUCUUGGAAACCAUUUGGAUCAUGUUGAUCUAUAUAUUUUUAAAAUUUGUUGUAACAUCUCAGGAUCUAUAUAUGUGUGUAUAUUUUAUGUUAAAUUGUUCCAAGAUGUUUUAUGAUUUUUCUCAUUCCUCUCUCAUCCCCACAAACCAAACUAUGGAUAACAAAACCAUUCUCCUUAAUUCUUUCACUUAAGAGAGUUAUAAAAACAGAACACAUUCUGUUAAUUUGAGAAACUGUAAUUUCUUUCAGCAAGAUUUCCCUCCACAAGAGACAUACCAUCUUUAAAAUCAUGUUCUAAAUUUUUUAAACCAUCUGAAUAAAAGUUAUAUUUAGAUUUAUAUAGCAUAAUAGCCUAUGAUAUUCUAAGAUAUCAAAGCAAAUCUGACAUCAUUACUAUUUUUCCCAGUAAGCCUCAGGCAAACUAUUACCAAUAGAAGAACUUUUGGAUGUGAUUUGUGACAAAUCUUAAUGACCUCAAGUUACUAUUUCAACAAUCUAAAAUUAUCGAUACAUUUUUCCUGUGGAGGGAAAGUGAAACCUUAGGAAUUGAGACAUACCAUGGUAAGAGACCACCAUAAAUCUUUUCAAUAAGGAUAAACAAGUGCCUUUAAUAACUUCAAUCCCAGGGUUAAGAAUUUGAAAAAUUGAGAUUACCAAAAAAGGUAAACUGAUUAUUUCAGAGUGCUUCACUAUAUUCAAUUAUAAACACCUUAAUACCUUAUUAAGGUAGAUAGGAUAUUAUCUCAACUUUAUAAAUAUGGAAACCAAAGAAUAGAAGUUAAAUGACUUAUCUAAAAUUGUCAGUUACUUCCAUAUCUAGGACUAGGAUUAGAGACCAAGUUUCUUGGUCUCUGGGGUCUAAUAAACCCUAUUGUUGAGCACCAGUUGUAUGAAGGAGACACCUAAGGUUUUCCAUUUUAACUCAUAUAACCAUGAGAAUUGACUUUUGGAAUUUAAAUACCAAAUCAUGUAGCUUACCAAAAAAUAGCCAAAAUAUAUUUCAUACAAUCUCAUAUAAUUAACCUUUGUUAGUAAGUUAAUCAUCAGUUGGUAUUAUGAAGAGGAAAAACAUUAAAUAAGCUAAACCUAAAGAAAACAAUGGGCCAUUAAGAGAAAAGUUUCAGAAAGGAGGCUCAUUAAAAUUUCAGAUUUAAAGUAUAAUUUCCAUCACCCUAAUUCAACUAUUUGAGCUUUUUAAAGGAUAUAUGUGGCUUGGAUAGCAUUGGAUUACUCAUUGUUUCCCAUCUCUAUAUUAAACAUAGUUCACAGAUAUUAAGAUUCACUUUAGAUGUGAGGAAAAUGGUUUUAAUUGACAUGAAGUCAGCCAACCACUUUGAAACCAUGUGUUUCAUAUGUGAAUAACAGCAAAUAAUCUUUUCACUGCUUUGAAUGCCAGGAAAUAAGAAAGGGAUAACAGAAAUAAACUUCUGAUAAAAAGGUAAGAACUUCUGUGUGAAUGUUUUUCAGUUUCUGGGGAAAUUUUGCUACAAAAGAGACUUAAAUAAUUUAGGAGACAAUUUUGCAUGCUUUUUUUGGCUCAGCUUUGAAUCCAGUGGAUCUGCAAUAUGGAAGAAUCAAGAACCCUUCCUUAGCAAACUUAAAUUAGAAGACGUCUGUUUCUUAAAUUUCUAUUCCUGAGGUUACGUAAAAUGUCAAGCAAAGAGCAAAUAUUAGCUGUAAAUACUUAUUCCAAAUAUUCAUAUAAUUUUGAGACACAGGUUGUUAAAAAUUAAAGUAGGUCUUUGUUUUAGGCAGAACUGGGAACAUCAAUUAAUGAGAGUACUAUAGUUUCCCUUUUGCCUAUAUAAACAUCUUUUA